AUGGAAAAUCUGAAGAAGGAUACGGACAUCAGUUCUGAUGACAUCAUCCGCACCUUCAUCUCUCGCCGGGUGCUUCCCCUCCAGCGCCGGGCGCAUAAGAUAAGUGAGAUGUAUGGCCCUCGUGAUCCCACAAAGAUCACCGGCAUCCCUCUAAGCCAGGAGGAUAUAGUGCUUAAGGCCGAGGAGCGCUUCCCUCGCAUCGCUGCGGAGAAGCGGGGCCCUAAACAGAAGCGGGAUCUUGACGAGGUCGACCCCGACCCUUACAUCCAUUGGACUGACCUCAAUAUGGGCCGCACGCACACCCUGCGCCCCGAUGCUCCUUCAGCUAGCACGCAACCACAGGUUCAUGAGCACGUGGCUCCUCUGCAGGCCGAAGUUGGCCGCGAGUACAUGGAGAAGCUCGCCUCUCAGGGCAAGAAGCACAAGGCUCCGUCAACUGAAGCCGGUUCAAGCCAAGGCCCUCCUGCCAAACGCUCCCGGACCGAGGUUGUCAGAGGGAAAGCAGUGAGCAAGAAGCACCACCAAGGCAAACAGAUGCCGGUUGCUUCCGGCCCUGCGCUCAAGCUCUCCAAGAGCGCCGGCGGCCCGAGGCCUGAGAGCUCUGAGGGAACCGCUGCACCCGACGCCUGCUCGCCGCGCAGGACUUCGUCCGCGCCUCCACCAGAAGCUCCCGCCGUCGAGCCAUCCGGGGCCACACCGAUGCCACCGCCAAACCAAGGACCCGCGCCAUCUCCGAGCCAAGGGCCCGCUGCGGCCAAGCCGACUCCGCCGCUAGAAGGCACCAAGAUCCUUCAGCCGGAACCUUCCAAGGGGAAGGCCACGGCUUCCGGCAUCGCUACACCUGGCUCGCAGCAGCUGGCGCUGCACGCCGGCCGCGCUGCUGUUGCAGCCGGAGAGACGGCCACUGGCCUGCUGGGCCAGAUUACAGAACUGAAGCGCGGAGGCCACGAGCUGGGCCAUCUGCUCGAGUACGCUGAAAAGUGGAAUCGAGCGGAUGUGUCCGUGGCUACGCGCGGCUUGGGGAAGGACCGGCUCCCGGUGGUAGACCCUGCUGGCCCUCGGUGCACUGAGCAGCACUUCAUCCGGCUGCGGCGCGCGAGCACGGCGGACGCCCGGAAGCGCCUCUUUGAGGAACUUCUGUGGGAGCACCGGGACCUUUCCGAGGCCCACAGCCGCUGCCAAGCUAUCUCGGAAGCCUCCAUUGAGGCCCUCAAGGCCCAGCUCAGCACGCUUCAAGGUGAAAAGGAGCAGCUUAUCCAGGAGCAUCGCAAGGCUCUGGACGCCCAGGAGCUCCUUUCCAGGGGCUGA
Lolium perenne is the source of this 1308-nucleotide messenger RNA. Lineage: Eukaryota; Viridiplantae; Streptophyta; Magnoliopsida; Poales; Poaceae. The record is from RefSeq and is a predicted model, not a curated record.